Messenger RNA from Dimorphilus gyrociliatus, 1130 nucleotides. NCBI's taxonomy places the organism in Eukaryota, Metazoa, Annelida, Polychaeta, Dinophilidae. The record is from the annotation of a GenBank genome assembly.
GAUUUAGAGUAAAAACAAAGAUGGCGACUGGAGGCGGAGAUGAAAAUUCUAAUCCUUUUUCGUACAGAAACUUUGUUAAACACAAACGUUUUUCAAACAAUGAUAGUACAGAAAAUGACGAAAGCGAUCGAAAUGCUCCUGUAAUGCGUCUAGAUCUCGUUGACGAUGAAAAGAGUUCAAUUAACCGUGAGGAUAAUCCUUCAACACGUCGAAAUCGACAAGGCGAUAAUUCGUUUUCAUUAAGAAAGUUCUUAAAAACCAGUUCAAAGUCUAGUAAUGGUCACCUAUCCAAAUUAGACUUGGCCAACGAUUUGCCCGAUUUUGUUCAGGAUCACAUUCCUCCCUCUCCAAAUUUAUCACGACAGGUGCAACCAGGCCCAUCUAACGUAUCCCUGCCGGAUUUUGCGCUAGAUAGCAAUCCUAGUCCAAAUCACGAGCCUCCAAUGUCAAAUCCUGCAGCAACUAUUGAACCUCACCGCACAGGCGAACUGCCUGAAAUUCUCUCUGAUUCUCAAGUCCAAAGAAACAAAGAUAGCUCAAUUAAUGGUUCAUUAGCGAACGAAAAUCUGAGAGAUUAUGAAAUUCGACGGCUGAGAGAAGAGAACGACGAGUUGCGAAGGCAACUGGAGGAAGCGCGACAUUGUGCUCAAACCCAAUCAAAGCAAGUUUCAGAAGUUCUAAAAGAAAUGGAAAUAAUUCAACAGAGAGAAAGAGAAGAAACUGCUGCAAUAGAAUCAGUAGUUCAAUCAGUCGAAAAUAAUUUAGAUACUGCAACAAAACGAGCCCAGAAGGCUGAAACCGAAUUAACUCAGUCUAAGCAACUUAUUAAACAAUUAAAUAAUAGAUUAAGUGAGUUACAAAUUGAAAAUAGAACUUUACGAGCCGGUAAAUCUGUACAAAGUAACGAAGCGAUUAAGGAAAAAGUUCGAAAUGCUUCUGAACAAUUGAACUCAGCCGCUAUAACUGCUAAGGCUACUUUACAGCAAUUAAUGGGCGGUGUAGAUCAAAUAAAGCUUAUUUCUGAAGUCUUAGCUUCCGUUGAUAAAAUUACGGAUGCUUCAAUACCAACAGACGACUAUGUAGAUUCAAAGACAUAUACAACAGGAGCAUAUGGCGAAUCAAUAGACUAA